This is a messenger RNA of Rhagoletis zephyria (snowberry fruit fly), 1836 nucleotides long. The record is from RefSeq and is a predicted model, not a curated record. Lineage: Eukaryota; Metazoa; Arthropoda; Insecta; Diptera; Tephritidae.
AUGGAUUUUGCUAAUGAAACAUGUUUCUUCAAUUUUAGCGGUCCAACCGACAUACUUGAAGCAUUAUCUUCGACUAUUAAAAGCGAUUUUACUAGCCCUCAUUACAAGUAUCUUGAUGACCCCUACUUGACUCCAAUCAGCAACUUUGAUAAGAGAACAUUCUCGUUGGCAAAAGAAGCCGGUCGCAAGGCUGCCCAUUACUUUUUUGACAAGUACCCGGAAUACUUUUACCGAGAUCUGUCAGAACCUAAAAUUGAAGCGUUUACCUACAAGGAAAUUUUCGACGAUAGUAUGGAGUUUGAAGAACUGGAUCUUCAAAAGUGCAUCACUCGAAGCGACAUUUCCAACGCAAUAAUUUGUUACAGCAACCUUGUCAAGCAAAACAAAGAGAUCAGUGAAGAAACACUACUUGAUCUACUCGACCUUGUUUCAUUCUACAACGGUGAAAAUAAUCCAGAAAGAUACAUUGAAGAAGAUUGGUUCAAGAAAAACUUUGAACUUCGACUAGAAAGCAACUUUUGGAAAGACAAUGGUUUUGCUGAACAGCUGUUUGAAAGUCUAAAGAGCAAAAGUAGUCAAGCAUACAGCUCGUUGAUAAUGGGAAUGUGCAGAUAUUUCCAGGCUGAACGAGCUUUUGCAUUCUACAAACAGGCCAUUGAAUCGGGAAUGAAGCUAAACGUACACACUUACAAUGCACUAAUUCUUGCCUCAUACAACUUACACUCGACUAACGAGGAACGCUGGAAAACGGUUCUGGAAGUAUUAAAGACCAUGCAGGCCAAUGAAAUCCGUCCCGAUUUAGGGACAAUGAACGCAGUUCUGAAGCAAGUCUCCAGAUAUAAAUUUUGGAAUAUGAACACUGAUUUGGCCAAGAAAGCCUUUAAUGAGUUUGCAUUCAAAUUUGACAUUGAGCCCAGCUUAGCAACUUACACUUAUCUACUGAAUGUCUUCCACCGAAGCAGAGGCUCGCGUAGUUCGCUGAUUUACGAAAUCAUGAACAAGUUAAACGCCAAAACAUUUGAAUUGCGGGACACUGAGGACGUGAACUUUUUUUACACUGCAAUGGAAGUUUGCUUCAACAUGAAUGAUCUUGCGCUGGCCUACAGAGUGCAUGAACUAGUUGAGAAAAACGGCAAACUGCUGGGAAGAGGCACCAAUCAAAACAUCUACUUUACUCGUUUUCUGAAACUCUUGUGCUCCGCAGAAAGUUUUGAAAACUUUAUGGUUGUCUACACCAAGUACGUGCCUAACAUCUACACGCCCAACAUUGAUUUGAUUGAGCAGAUUUUGAAGACGAUAAAGAUCUACAAAUCUUUAGACUAUGUUGGACAGAUUUGGAAUGAUAUCGUUCUCUGCGCUUACACCAAUCGCAUUGAACUUUUGCAGCUUUUGCUUGAGACUAUGGAUGAAAUUAAGAAGGGUGACCGUAAUUCGGCUACUUUUAACAACAUCGUUUUGGACAUUUUUGAGCGAUUCAAUAAGAAAAUCGAACGUAGUGCUGAAAGAAAUUCAUCUACACUUCAGUGGACUUCGAAAUCACUUUCGUAUUGUAUUUCCAUCCUGACAAAAGCGGAAAAUAUCGAUGCUGCUUUUACCGUUUUGCAAAAACUGGACGAAAUCAAAGACGAAGUACUUGAUCAAGCUGAAGCUCAAAGUCUGGUAGACUUUUGCAAGUAUGCGUUUGAAGUUGAGAGUUACGACAAGGCACUCUUUUGUCUGAAGUAUUGCCGAGAGAUGGAUCGAGACGACGUGAUCAGCGCCGUAGCAAAAGUCUACGAAAAUGUCGACGUGGGAAAUGUCAAAGUGAAGACUGAGCUGGACAAGUUUUUAAAAUAA